UGGAGAGUUCACACUGUUGCAUGCAUCCUUAUCAGUUCAACAGGCCUUUACACACAGCUUCUGAUGGAGUGGCAGCCGGAUGAGCAGGGACUUCAGCAGGUCCUUCAGCUGCUGAAAGACUCUCAGUCCCCAAACACAGCAACACAGAGAGCUGUUCAACAAAAACUGGAACAGCUCAACCAGUUUCCAGACUUUAACAACUAUCUCAUCUUCGUCUUGACGAGGCUGAAGUCUGAGGAUGAGCCGACCCGGUCGCUCAGUGGUCUGAUUCUGAAGAACAACGUGAAGGCUCACUACCAGAACUUUCCUCCUACAGUGGCAGACUUUAUCAAGCAGGAAUGUCUGAGCAACAUCGGGGACCCAUCCCCCCUUAUUCGUGCUACAAUCGGUAUCCUGAUCACAACCAUCGCCUCCAAAGGCGAGCUACAGACGUGGCCUGAACUACUGCCUCAACUUUGCAACCUGCUCAACUCUGAGGAUUACAACACAUGUGAGGGUUCAUUCGGAGCUCUGCAGAAGAUCUGCGAAGACUCGUCUGAGCUGCUGGACAGCGAUGCAUUAAACCGGCCACUGAACAUCAUGAUCCCUAAAUUCCUGCAGUUCUUCAAGCACUGCAGCCCCAAGAUCAGGUCUCAUGCCAUUGCUUGUGUAAACCAGUUCAUCAUUGGUAGAGCUCAGGCGCUGAUGGACAACAUCGACACCUUUAUUGAGAGUCUGUUUGCCCUGGCUGCAGACGAAGACUCCGAGGUCAGGAAGAACGUGUGCCGAGCGCUGGUCAUGCUGCUCGAGGUCCGCAUCGACCGCCUCAUCCCGCACAUGCACAGCAUCGUACAGUACAUGCUGCAGCGCACACAAGACCCAGAUGAGAACGUGGCUUUGGAGGCGUGCGAGUUCUGGCUCACUCUAGCUGAGCAGCCUGUCUGUAAAGAGGUGCUGUCAGGACACCUUGUUCAAUUGAUUCCUAUUCUGGUGAACGGAAUGAAGUACUCUGAAAUCGACAUAAUCUUACUCAAGGGUGAUGUGGAGGAGGACGAGGCUGUUCCAGACAGCGAGCAGGACAUUAAGCCACGCUUUCACAAGUCUCGCACAGUCACGCUGCAGCACGAGGGAGGCGAAGGGGAAGAGGGAGAGGACAUAGAUGAAGAUGACGACGAUGAUGACGAGACUCUGUCGGACUGGAACUUACGUAAAUGUUCAGCAGCUGCGCUAGACGUGUUGGCUAACGUGUUUAGAGACGAGUUGCUGCCACACUUGCUCCCUCUGCUGAAGGAUCUGCUGUUCCACCCAGACUGGGUGGUCAAAGAGUCUGGUAUCCUGGUGCUUGGGGCCAUUGCUGAGGGCUGUGUGCAGGGCAUGGUACCUUACUUGCCCGAAUUGAUCCCUCACCUGAUCCAGUGUCUGUGCGAUAAGAAAGCUCUGGUGCGCUCUAUAGCCUGCUGGACGCUGAGUCGCUACGCUCACUGGGUGGUUAGCCAGCCUCAUGAUGCCUACCUCAAACCUCUAAUGACUGAGUUGCUCAAACGCAUUCUCGACAGCAACAAGAGAGUCCAGGAGGCUGCCUGCAGUGCAUUUGCCACUCUGGAGGAGGAGGCUUGUACAGAACUGGUUCCCUAUCUUGGCUUCAUUCUGGACACACUGGUCUUUGCUUUUGGAAAAUACCAGCACAAAAACCUGCUCAUCUUGUAUGAUGCCAUCGGGACACUGGCUGACUCUGUGGGUCACCACCUUAACCAGCCUGAAUAUAUUCAGAAGCUGAUGCCCCCUCUUAUCCAAAAAUGGAACGAGCUGAAGGAUGAGGACAAGGAUCUGUUUCCUUUGUUAGAGUGUUUGUCAUCAGUGGCCACUGCUCUACAAAGUGGCUUCCUGCCCUACUGUGAACCGGUGUACCAGCGAUGUGUCACUCUGGUGCAAAAAACACUUGCUCAGGCAAUGAUGUUCAACCAACACUCAGAACAAUACGAGGCCCCUGAUAAGGACUUCAUGAUCGUGGCUCUGGAUCUGCUGAGCGGCCUGGCUGAGGGCCUCGGAGCGCACGUGGAGCAGUUGGUGGCCCGCAGCAACAUUAUGACCCUGCUCUUUCAGUGCAUGCAGGACACCAUGCCAGAAGUGAGGCAGAGCUCCUUUGCUCUGUUGGGAGACCUGACCAAAGCGUGCUUCCUCCACGUCAAGCCCUGCAUCUCUGAGUUUAUGCCCAUCCUUGGAUUGAAUCUCAACCCUGAGUUCAUCUCAGUGUGCAACAAUGCCACCUGGGCCAUCGGAGAGAUCUCCAUCCAGAUGGGUGCAGAGAUGGAGCCGUAUGUAGGGAUGGUGCUCAACAGCUUGGUGGAGAUUAUAAACAGACCCAAUACCCCCAAGACCCUGCUAGAGAACACAGCCAUUACGAUUGGCCGGCUGGGCUACGUCUGUCCACAGGAAGUGGCACCCAUGCUGCCACAGUUUAUACGACCUUGGUGCCAGUCGCUUAGAAACAUCAGGGACAACGAGGAGAAAGAUUCAGCCUUUAGGGGCAUCUGCUUAAUGAUCGGAGUAAAUCCUGGUGGAGUGGUGCAGGACUUUAUUUUCUUCUGCGAUGCCGUGGCGUCCUGGGUGAACCCAAAAGAUGAUCUGAGAGACAUGUUUUAUAAGAUCUUACAUGGAUUUAAGGACCAAGUGGGUGAGGAGAAUUGGCAGCAGUUCUGUGAGCAGUUCCCUCCCCAGCUGAAAGAGCGGCUGGCGGCGUGCUACGGCGUAUAGACGCCCCUCCUCACUGACACAGGACACGCCUGUUAGGUCUAAUCUCCGGGAGGGUUACCGGGAGGGGAAUUCAUCCAUGUGUGUAUUGCCCUGCUGUUGGAGGGGGGAGGCCGGCACGAUGCU
Molecule: messenger RNA, 2856 nt
Organism: Trichomycterus rosablanca
Lineage: Eukaryota; Metazoa; Chordata; Actinopteri; Siluriformes; Trichomycteridae
Gene: tnpo2a
Product: transportin 2a
Exons: 25
Coding region: 64-2733 (889 amino acids)
Biological process (GO): protein import into nucleus
Cellular component (GO): nucleus; cytoplasm
Molecular function (GO): small GTPase binding; nuclear import signal receptor activity
Source: RefSeq, a predicted model, not a curated record